This is a messenger RNA of Aaosphaeria arxii CBS 175.79, 3508 nucleotides long. RefSeq names its product ARM repeat-containing protein. The record is from RefSeq and is a predicted model, not a curated record. Gene Ontology annotation, biological process: protein import into nucleus. Gene Ontology annotation, cellular component: nucleus; cytoplasm. Gene Ontology annotation, molecular function: nuclear import signal receptor activity; small GTPase binding. NCBI's taxonomy places the organism in Eukaryota, Fungi, Ascomycota, Dothideomycetes, Pleosporales. The transcript is spliced from 4 exons. The coding region runs from base 225 to 3464 and encodes 1079 amino acids.
CUCUACACACUACCGAACCAAGCUGUUCGAGGUACUACUGACGCGGGCACGCACGGACCACUCUGUGCUUCAACCGAUAACUUUUUUAACCAAAAAAUUAUUUCCCCCCACCUCUCUCUCUCCAUCCAACUUUUUCGCACAUUCCACUGCGAUACAAGUCUUCGCUCUCUGCGUUUGACUUCUUUUCUGCUUUUUGAGUUCACUCGUAAAGUAGACUCGACAACAUGGAUGAGGCAGAGUUCGUGAGCCUCUUGGAGGGGCUGUUACAGCCCGAUACCGAGCGUGUCAAGGCUGCCACUGCCAACCUGAACAAGAACUACUAUACCUCGCCGGCGUCCCUCAACGCUCUCCUCCAGAUCGUCUGCAACCACGCAAAACCUGAGUUGCGCCAACUCGCUGCGGUCGAGGCCCGCAAGUUGGUCACGAAGCACUGGGAGAAGCUUCCAGCCGAACAAAAGAAUGGACUACGAAACCAGAUUUUCCAGUUCACUUUGAAUGAGGAUCUCAGACUGACAAGACACUCGGCUGCGCGUGUCAUCGCCGCCAUUGCUGCUCAGGACUUUGAGGAUGGAGAGUGGGCGGAUCUGCCUGGCUACCUACAACAGGCGUCUACAAGCUCUACAGUCCGGCACAGGGAAGUCGGAACUUACAUCAUCUGGACCACCCUCGAGUCUGUUGGUGAUACAUUCCCUGGCAAGAUCAGUGACUUGUACACCCUGUUCAGCUCCACCAUCCAAGACCCCGAGAGCGCCGAGGUCAGGGUUAACACAAUGCUUGCAUUGAGCCGCCUCGCUAUGCUCCUUGAUCCCGAAGAGGACCCCAAGUCUCUCGCUCAAUUCCAGGAUGCUAUCCCUGGCAUGGUCAACGUCCUCAAGGCUACCGUCGAUGAGGGUGAUGAGGAUAACGCCUUGCAGGCAUUCGAGGUGUUCCAAACCCUCCUUGGCUGCGAGUCGGCCUUGCUACAAAAGCACUUCGGUGAUCUCGUUAAAUUCAUGAUGGAGCUUGGCAGCACUACUUCUAUCGACGACGAUUAUCGAUCCCAAGCAUUGGCCUUCCUCAUGCAGUGCGUCCGUUACCGCAAGCUCAAGGUACAGAGCUUGAGGAUUGGAGAGGAGUUGACUCUCAAGGCCCUCGAAAUCGUCACUGAACUUGGCGACUUGUCCAGUGAUGACGAGGACGUUACACCUGCCAGGUCAGCUCUUGGACUGCUCGACAUUCUCGCCUCGAGCCUGCCCCCGAGCCAGGUCGUCAUUCCUUUGAUGAAGGCCCUUGGACAGUACUUCAACUCACAGAACCCAGACCACCGUCAAGCUGGUAUUCUUGCCCUUGGCAUGUGCGUUGAGGGUGCUCCGGACUUCAUCGCCACCCAGCUACACGAGAUUCUGCCCAUGGUUCUUCACCUUCUCGAGGAUCCUGAGCUCAAGGUCAGGGCCGCUGCUUUGAACGGUGUUGCUCGUUUGGCGGACGAUCUGGCUGAAGAUGUUGGCAAGGAGCAUGCCCGCGUCAUUCCCGCUAUCAUGAAGAAUUACGAUUUGGCUGUCAACAACCUUCAAUCCGCAGAUGAUGAGCGCAACCUGCAGAUCAUCCGAGGCAGCUGCCAUGCCAUUGACUCUCUCAUUGAAGGUCUUGAGUCUGAGGAAGCUGCUCAGUAUGUCGGCGAACUUGUACCCCGCUUCAGCAAGUUCUUCCACCAUGAUGACUUCAAGUGCAAGGGCGCAGCUAUCGGUGCUGUCGGUUCUAUUGCAUCGGCUGCCGAAGAGUCCUUCCUUCCUUACUUUGAAUCCACCAUGAACUCGCUCUCCCCAUAUGUCAGGAUCAAGGACAGCCAAGAUGACCUCGAACUCCGUGGCGUCGUGUGCGAUUCGAUGGGCAAGAUUGCUUCCGCUGUCGGUGCUCAGCCCUUUGAGCCCUAUGUGUUGCCUCUCAUGGAGGCUUCCGAAGAGGCACUGCAUUUAGACCACCCUCGCCUCCGUGAGACCAGCUACAUUCUCUGGAGCACAAUGGCCAAGGUCUAUGAGGAACAGUUCGCAAAGUACCUCCCCGGCGCUGUCAAAGGUCUCCAGGACUGCUUAGAGCAGGACGAGACUGACCUGGAGGUUGCUUUGGGCGCCGAUGCUGCCGACCUUCUUGGAUCCGAGGUUGUCGUUGAAGGCAAGAAGAUCAAGGUUGCUGCCGCAACUGAUGACGAUGACAGCGAUCUCAACGAGGCUGCCAUGGAUGAUGAGGGCUGGGAUGACAUUGAAGGUGUCACCGCCAUUGCCAUGGAAAAGGAGAUCGCGGCCGAGGUGUACGGUGACAUCAUCACUCACACUCGCCGUGAAUAUCUCCCUUACCUCGAGAGCACGGUAACCAAGUUGCUUGAGCUCGUUGAGCACUCCUAUGAGGGCAUCCGUAAGGCUGCUAUUGGUACUCUAUGGCGCACCUAUGCCUGCAUUUGGGGCAUGGCAGAGGGCGACGGAAUGGCCAAAUGGACACCCGGCUUGCCUCUCCAGACCGAACCCCCACAUGAGUUGAAGAAGCUGGGUAACCUCGUCAUUACUGCCACUUUGGCUAUCUGGCAGGAUGAGAUGGACCGGGGUACUGUUACGGACAUCAACCGUGAUGUUGCUGCUACUCUCAAGCUGUGUGGACCUGCGGUUUUGAUUACCGAUCAAGGAACCGCUGUUCCUCAAAUCUGCCAGCAGCUACUAUCAGUCAUCACUAAGCGUCACCCCUGCCAGCAGGAUCUCGGUGACGAGGGUGAUGAUGAAGAUGUUCUUGACGAGUCGUCUGAAUACGACUGGCUGGUUAUCGAGACUGCCAUGGAGGCUGUGACAUGCCUCGCCGUUGCUCUCGGCCCCGCCUUUGGUGAGCUCUGGAAGAUGUUCGAGAAACCAAUCGUCAAGUAUGCCAGCAGCCAGGAGUCCACUGAGCGUAGUGCUGCCGUGGGUACCAUUGCCGAGUGCAUUGGCAACAUGGGCGAGGCAUGCACACCCUACACUACCUCUUCGCUGAAGCUUCUUCUUCAUCGUCUCUCCGACGAGGACCCAGAGACCAAGUCUAACGCUGUUUACGGCAUUGGCCUUCUCUGUGAGAAGACCACCAAUGAUGCUGAGAUCUUGAAGUCUCUCCAAACCAUCUUCUCCAAGAUCGAGCCCCUGCUCGAUGCUCAAAAUGAGGCUCGCCUGCUCGACAACACCGCUGGAUGCGUGAGCCGAAUGACAUCGAAGUACCCUGAUAAGAUUCCCAUCGGAGAGGUUCUCCCUCGGCUCGUCCAGCUUCUCCCCCUUCGCGAGGAUUACGAGGAGAACAAGCCCAUCUUCAGCAUGAUUGUAAAGCUUUACCAGGCCAACGAGCCCACCAUCCAGCAGUUGACUCCUCAGUUGAUGACGGUCUUCGAGAAGGUCCUCGGCCCACCCGAGGAGCAACUCGAGGAAGAGACCAGGUCGCAGGUCGUUGAGCUUGUGAAGUAUUUGCAAAAGUAGAAAGAUUGAGCGAGGUUUUAUCUAUAUGACGGUCGGAUUUUCUG